GACCUGACUUGAACUGUUCAUAUCCUCAGACUCCAUCUCGCACGUCGGCUUUUUGAGGCUGUCGCGUACAAGCUUUUGUUGCUACCGUCAACCGUUCGCAUCCGCGGUUGUUCUUUGUUUCAGCCCGCCCGCCUCUGACUCGACCCGCUCCGAGUUUUUAGAGCCGAGCGAAGCCCCCGAAAGACCCCGCUUCGUGCGCUUUGUGCCUGCGCUGGUUUCUAAUCACACGCCGACAUCGCCAAAAGGAAAUUCCCACAUAUCCCGCAGGCUUCCACCGACCGUCCUCGACGAGACUCGACAAGCACCCAGAUACACCAGCUCGGAGACGAGGGGAGACCGCCCCGACUAACCACCGACGGCUUCACUGACUGCACGCCCGGGCCGGACUCGCACCAGAGGAAACCAUGUCGUACAGCGGCGCGGGCAGGGGAGUCAAUGUCUCCCAGUACCUGCGCAACCUCAACGUGCAGGAGCCGGCGGCCGAAGAGACGCUCAUCACGGACGAAGACCUCGCCAAGGACCUCGCGCUCUUCACCAACACCCAGUUCUACGACUUCGAGACGGGCCAGCACACCGACUACCAGGCGCCGCCUGUCAAGCCCGAGGCGACGACAAAUCAGUCGUCGCCGGCCGAAGAUGUGUCAUCGACGGAUCCGAUGAUGGGCGACUUCCCAGCGGGCUUUGAUUUCAUGUCGGGAGACUUCAGUUUCGGGGAUUUCAGCAGUACCUACACCUCGCCGACCAUCCCGGCCUUCCCGGACGCCCACGCCCUAGGCAACCUGCAGCCCAUCCAGCCCAACCCGCAGGCGGCGUACGCGGUGGCCGGCCACGGUCACAACCACCAGCACCAGCACCAACCAGCAGGGUAUGUCCCGCCCACGGCCCCGAGGAUAGGAGCCGGCGCCGGCGAGAAGCGGAGAGCUGAGUCGAUUAGCCCGCCCAACGGCCGCGUGCUGAGCUUCGAGGAGGCGUCGCGGCUGGCCGCCGAGGAGGACAAGCGGAGGCGCAACACGGCCGCCAGCGCGCGCUUCCGCAUCAAGAAGAAGCAGCGCGAGCAGGCGCUCGAGAAGUCGGCCAAGGAGAUGAGCGAGAAGGUGACCAUCCUCGAGGGCCGCAUCUCGGCGCUCGAGACGGAGAACAAGUGGCUCAAGAGCCUCGUCACCGAGAAGCACGGUGGCCGCGACGACAUCCUCGAGAAGCUGCUCAAGGAGCUCGCCGCCAGCAGCCAGGAGAGCAAGAAGGACGCCGGUUCCACCGACGGCGGCGAGAUCAAGGAUAGCAUCCACGCCGCGACGUCGGACGAGAAGAGCUCGAAGAAGAAGGACUAAGCUUUGCUGUCCUCCUUGAUGAUGACGAGCUGCGCAGGAAAAUUGGGUUGGGCUGAAAUGGUUGAGGCCGGAAAUCUGUGGACUCAAGCAAACAUGAUCAUUGGGGAGGCGUUUUACCUGGGCAUGGCUUGGGGGAGGGAACGAAGGAGUUGAACGAAGCGGAAGGGCACAGCCAACCUUGUGUUUAUAUGGGAGCAGGAGGGGGCUUUUCUGGCUUUUUGGGCUUUUUGGUGUUUGUUUGCAGGCGUUUGCUGCGGCGAGUGCUAUUGCUGCUCUUGAGCCUUGAAGACGUGAUUGUUUGCGUGCUUCUCGGCCCACAAUAUACCAUCACGAUCUGAGGAGUUUUUGCG
Molecule: messenger RNA, 1678 nt
Organism: Thermothielavioides terrestris NRRL 8126
Lineage: Eukaryota; Fungi; Ascomycota; Sordariomycetes; Sordariales; Chaetomiaceae
Exons: 2
Coding region: 405-1328 (307 amino acids)
Biological process (GO): regulation of transcription by RNA polymerase II
Cellular component (GO): nucleus
Molecular function (GO): RNA polymerase II transcription regulatory region sequence-specific DNA binding; DNA-binding transcription activator activity, RNA polymerase II-specific
Source: RefSeq, a predicted model, not a curated record